Messenger RNA from Cyanistes caeruleus (blue tit), 1853 nucleotides. RefSeq names its product dual adaptor of phosphotyrosine and 3-phosphoinositides 1 (gene DAPP1). Lineage: Eukaryota; Metazoa; Chordata; Aves; Passeriformes; Paridae. The record is from RefSeq and is a predicted model, not a curated record.
AGCAGCGGCGGGAGCAUGGCCCAGCGCCGGGAGCCGCGUCCCGCCGCGCCGCCCCACAGGGAGCUGAUGGCGCUGGGGUGGUACCAUGACAAUCUCACCCGACACGCAGCAGAAGCGCUGCUGCUCUCCAACGGGAAGGAUGGGAGCUAUCUUUUGAGGAAGAGCAAUGAAAGGGAAGAUCUGUACUCCCUCUCUGUAAGGGGAAAAGAUUCUGUGAAACACUUCCAUGUUGAAUGUACAGGAACUUCAUUCAGAUUUGGAUUUAAUGAAUUUUCUAGCUUGAAGGAAUUGGUCAUGCAUUUUGCAAACCAGCCUUUAAUUGGAAGUGAAACAGGAACCUUAAUUGUAUUGAAGCAUCCCUACCCACGGCAAGUGGAAGAACCUUCCAUUUAUGAGUCUGUCCGUGUUCACACUGCCAUGCAGACAGGAAGGACAGAAAGUGACCUUGUCCCAAAUGCUCCCUCGCUUGGUACCAAGGAAGGAUAUUUGAUAAAACAAGGCAAAAUAGUCAAGAGCUGGAAGACAAGGUGGUUUACACUGCAUAGGAAUGAACUUAAGUACUUCAAAGACCAGACAGCUACGGAACCAAUUCGAGCACUUGACUUAACUGAAUGCUCAGCUGUGCAAUUUGACUAUUCCCAGGAAAGAGUCAAUUGUUUCUGUUUAGUGUUCCCACUAAGGACAUACUACCUGUGUGCAAAAACUGGGAUAGAAGCUGACGAGUGGAUUAAAAUCCUGCGGUGGAAACUGUCACAAAUACGGAAGCAGCUGGAGGAGCGCAACGCCACCCUCAGUUCCUAGCUGUGUGCCAGCGCUCCUGCUCCACUGGCAGGAAUGGCCUCUCUCCAAGGGGAAGCCUCUUACCAGUGGGCAGCCUCACGUCUCCAGUGCUGUCUGUGCCCCCACACAGAUGUCACCCAGCUCUGCACACACAGGAUCCUGCAGCUCUAGGGCUGCCGAGUCACGCGUGGGGACGGUUGUACAAACAGAGUGUGGGUUUAACACGUGUGGUGUGUGCUUGUAACACACUUAAUCCAAACACCUGCCAGCUAAUCACAGAAGUGUUCAAAACUGAUUUGAACACAGACUGUUCAAAACUUUUGUGGCUAUUCAGAGCACUCAAUAAUUUAUUGCAAGCUCCAUCACAACAAAGGAUCAGUAUCGUGUUCUGUAACCUUGAACGUUUUAUUUAAGAGGUCCUUUCUGGAAACAUUGUCUUUUUAUUACCUGUUUAGGCUUUAAACCACAAGAAAAAUGACAGAAUUACAUUUUGUAAAUAGUAUCUAUAUUGCAAUCCAGAAAGUAGUAUUUCAAGGCCACACAAAGUGGCCUUGUGUGGCCUUGAAAUACUGAAAAAAGUGAAAAAAGUGAAAAAAUACUUGAAAAAAGUGUCACACAUUUGUCAAAGUGACAAAUGUGUGACACUUAGUUCUGGUCCAACAAAUUUUUAUAUGGUUAUCUUUAUACCACACUGAUGGCUACAAGGGAAUGUUUGUUUCAAACAGCGUCUGUAGGCAAUGGUGAGCAGCAUCAUGUAAGCACACUUAUAUACAGCCAGGGUUAUGAGAAACAGUAGCUACUUCCUGGCACUCACAGGACACACAUUUAACAGCAUUGUGACUCACUACAGAGACAAGAAGUGCAACCCCAUGAGGUUGGUGCUGUACUCAAAACAGAUGUUACAUUUUGGAAGCAAAGUUUGAAAUACUGGAGAGGCUUAAGACCAGCUGCAAGACGCCCUGAGCAAGAUCCCCUGCGCAAUCCUGUGCCUCCUCAAGGGGUGUGCAAAGAGGGGGUGUUUGGUAAUUGCCUUUACUGGGAGUGCAGAAGAGGAAGACAAAAGCACAUUGGAA